Messenger RNA from Macrobrachium nipponense, 1936 nucleotides. RefSeq lists its product as uncharacterized. The coding region runs from base 1441 to 1848 and encodes 135 amino acids. The transcript is spliced from 3 exons. Lineage: Eukaryota; Metazoa; Arthropoda; Malacostraca; Decapoda; Palaemonidae. The record is from RefSeq and is a predicted model, not a curated record.
AAUAUAUAAGUGACAAUACUUUGGACGAUUUUACAGAUGAACAGCGCAUAUGUAUAUUUGGGCGAAAUAAAGUUAAAUUGAUUACUAGAAAUACAGCAAUAUAGGCCAACUCCCCUUACUAUGCACGGACCAUGGACAGUUGAGGAACGCAUUCAAGGCGCCACCGUUACCUUCAGAAUCAAACUUUGAACCAAAGCCCAUAUUCGACAAAAUGAGACAUGGGUGUUGUUCGGUGAGAGCUCGACAGCCAUCUUCGGAAACCUGCAUUUAUUUCCACUAGCAGAUGCAGUUUCUUUCAGGAGGAGAGAGAGAGAAAGAGAGAGAGAGAGAGAGAGAGAGAGAGAGAGAGAGAGAGAGAGAGAGAGAGCGAUGGAUGAUGGUGCUCAGACGCAUGAAACUUCCUGUAAAGAUAAAUGGCAACUGAGGUUGACGGCUUGACCACCGAUACCUACACUCCUACUGGCAUACUGUAUUGUGGUUUACAGUAACGAUAAUGUAUCGCUGGUGCAUUUCUGCUUCGUUAAUUAUCUCAAGGGGAGUAGAUGGUACAAUACGGAAUUUUCGUCGGAACAAACAGUAAUUGAGAAGCUGUGCGUUGACUCUUUAAAAGAUUAUUGUAUGUUGUGUUUACACGUCACUCGUGUGACAGUCUACAGUGUGGUAUAAGAUCAUUUUGUCGGUAAUGGAAAGGUGUAGUGAUUAGUUAGCGCUUUCAGUGACGAAGCCAGCCAAAUGGGAAUCACUAUUUUAUGAAACGUUCCGUUUGGGAAAUGUUGAAUGCAUUGCGUCUGUGAUUGUGUAAUGUUUCUUCAAGUAACCGGUUGUUGACUUGUUUAUCUAUAGAAAAAAAAACAACGAAUCUUAUUCACACGAAUGCGAUGAAGAAAACUGUGAAAUCUAAAAGGGUGGCUGAAGGCCUGUUUUCACGAUUUAUGCAUCGUUGAGUCUUCAGUACCCCUUCUAAGAUGCUUCCAUACUCCUUUUUUCAAUAAUCGGAAAUUGGUGUUUUUCGUGUGUUAUAUCCACAUUCAGUUUCCGUGAUCUGAAUUAUCUGUUUUUAGGGAAGUACCCAAGAGAUGGAUUGUGUUGAUUUUGAAUUUUUCAUAAUACAAGGUUGCUAGCUCCUGAGUGUGUCCAAGUAUUCCGAAGUUUGGUGUAGUGUAUGGUAUUGUGAACUUAUGGACAUGAAUUUCAGUAGAUUUUCAAGUACCCUGUAGGUGAUUUAGAAAUGUUGAGUAGAAAUAAUGCAUACAAGAACUUUGCAUGAGGUGUUAUACUGAAAAAUUAACAAUGCAAGAAAGACUCAUCAGUGCUUUACUCCCUAAAAAGAAUAAAUGUUUAAGAUAACUUUUAAGUUAUGUCACCCUGUGUAUGGUGGGACCAUUCCUAGGACUAAACUGCAAUGAAAAUUAAUAACAGAAAGACAACUCAACCGUACUAAUGGCUGAAGACGUAUCUAUUCACCUAGACUUCGGGUUGAACAUAGACACUGAGUACUGGACACCCAGCCAUAUAUACAACUGGCUGACAGAGUUGGAGUGGUGGCAGUGGCUCAUCAUCUUGAAGGUCAUGCUCGUCUUUUGGAUCCUCUGCGUCACCAUCAUCAUACCUUCCAUUUACAUGCAGGUGUUGCUUUACACAGACGAGAUGACGUCCAGGAUGCUGCACGUUCCUGCAUCAUCAUUGCAGGAGAUCGGUAGACUUGUUCAGUGGGCCAUUACUCGUUACUCCAGUAUGCAGAAGAGUGAUGAAUUUUGGAAGCAUAGAAGAAAACACAUGAUGGACAACACAAGCUCUCGCCGACGAAAACAGCCCAGGAUCAGAAAGGCCAAGACACCUGGGAGAUGAUAGAUUAGAAAAUAUGGUUCCUUAGUGUUCACAUUGUACAUAAUAUGCUCUUCCUCGUAACCAAAUGCUUUAUGGGUACGAUCCUGUG